Sipha flava (yellow sugarcane aphid) is the source of this 930-nucleotide messenger RNA. RefSeq names its product protein max (gene Max). Gene Ontology annotation, biological process: positive regulation of transcription by RNA polymerase II. Gene Ontology annotation, cellular component: RNA polymerase II transcription regulator complex. The transcript has 2 exons. Gene Ontology annotation, molecular function: DNA-binding transcription factor activity; protein dimerization activity. The record is from RefSeq and is a predicted model, not a curated record. The coding region runs from base 247 to 672 and encodes 141 amino acids. NCBI's taxonomy places the organism in Eukaryota, Metazoa, Arthropoda, Insecta, Hemiptera, Aphididae.
CUAGAAUGAUAAGAACAUUGUUGAAUAAAAUUAAAAUUUGCAAUUUUUAUAGUUCUAACUUUUAUUAAAUAAAUUUCACUGCCGCCAUACUGAACCAAAGGUUUCCUAUUUCACAGCCACAACAGCGAUUCACAUGUGUUUUCAUAUUGUGUAAAUUAGAAGUUUCACUAUACUUAUAUAUUUGAAGGUUUCGCUGGAGACAGUAUUACAUAAAGUACGAGAGUGAACUGAAAACAUAUAACUAAGAUGAGUGAUGAUGACCGAGAUAUUGAAUUGGAGACGGCAGAAAAGCGAGCACACCAUAAUGCGUUAGAGCGUAAGCGGCGUGACCAUAUUAAAGACAGUUUUACAAGUUUAAGAGAUUCUGUUCCAUCAUUACAAGGUGAAAAAGUUGCUAGCCGAGCACAGAUAUUAAAAAAAGCUGCUGAUUAUAUACAGUUUAUGAGGCGUAAAAAUGUGUCUCACCAACAAGAUAUUGAUGAUCUCAAGCGACAGAAUAAUAUUUUGGAAUCUCAAAUAAGAACUUUAGAGAGAGCCAAAGCUACUGGAAACUAUGCUAUGGAGUCUAGUGAAUUAGCACUAGAUGUUUCAGGUUCAGAAAACUCUGAUAUUUCAGAUGGUGAACUACAAAAAUCCAAAAGGAGACUGAAAAAGCAAAAGUUUGGUUAUUAGGUCUUAAUUUUUAUUGAUUUUGUAUUUAACAAUAAUAUAAAAAGUAGAUUAAUGUAUAAAACAAUAUAUUAUCUGGGACAACAUUAAAAAUUAAUAAUUUAUUAGAAAUCAUUACAUUUGUUAUAUUUUUUUAUGUAACACAGCGAUUAAAAGUAUUGACAGAUAAUUAUAUAUAUAUAUAUAUAAAUAAAUGACUACUAGGAUUGACUCAAAUUGUGAAUUUUCAUACUUUAUAAUUCACUUAAAGAAAAUGUGGCA